Messenger RNA from Entelurus aequoreus (snake pipefish), 4266 nucleotides. RefSeq names its product LIM homeobox transcription factor 1-alpha-like. Gene Ontology annotation, cellular component: nucleus. Gene Ontology annotation, molecular function: DNA-binding transcription factor activity, RNA polymerase II-specific; RNA polymerase II transcription regulatory region sequence-specific DNA binding. Lineage: Eukaryota; Metazoa; Chordata; Actinopteri; Syngnathiformes; Syngnathidae. The coding region runs from base 125 to 1378 and encodes 417 amino acids. The record is from RefSeq and is a predicted model, not a curated record. The transcript is spliced from 9 exons. Gene Ontology annotation, biological process: regulation of transcription by RNA polymerase II; neuron differentiation.
GGAGUGCAGUCAUCAUGGACGCUUAAAGCGGGAGAGUGUGCAGGUACGCCGGUCCCUGAACGCAUCUUCAACUUGGUGGCGCCGUGCACUUUUUUUCCCCCGUUGCUGUACUUUUUAGUUUUGAAUGUUGCCCACUGAGAUCUCAGCAGUGUGUUUCACCUCCAGCGAGCACACUGAGGCGAGAAAAGAAGGCAUGAAAACGGAGGAGAGUCCACAGUCGUGUCUGCAGCAGCCUCCAUCCUCCACACCUUUUGUUGGUCCAGAGUACCCGGGCGGCGGUGCAGGAGAGGUGUGCGCAGAAGUGUGCGCAGGCUGCGACUCUCCCAUCGCCGACCGCUUCCUGCUGCGCGUCAACGAGCGCUCGUGGCAUGAGACGUGCGUGAAGUGCACCGUGUGCAUGAGUGCUCUCACCGGGACUUGCUACUGCCGGGACCGCCUGCUCUACUGCAAGCCCGACUAUGAGAAGCUGUUUGUGAGGAAGUGCAGCGCCUGCCUGCAGGGGAUCGGCCGCUCGGAGCUGAUCAUGCGCGUGCUGGGCCAGGUGUACCACCUGGGCUGCUUCAGCUGCUGCGAGUGCGAGCGCCGGCUGCAGCGAGGCGACGAGUUCGUGUUGAAGGAAGGCCAGCUGCUGUGCCGCAUGGACUAUGAGAAGGAGAGGGAGAUGCUGGCCGCCAUCAGCCCGGCACCCACUGAAUCAGUCAAAAGCGAGGAUGAGGACGGCGGCGGCGUGGGCUCAGGCGGGGGCAAAGGUGGCGACGAAGGCAAGGAGCACAAGCGCUCCAAGCGGCCGCGCACCAUCUUGACCACGCAGCAGCGGCGGGCUUUCAAGGCCUCGUUCGAAGUGUCUGCCAAACCCUGCCGUAAAGUGAGAGAGACGCUGGCGGCCGAGACCGGGCUCACGGUACGGGUGGUGCAGGUGUGGUUUCAAAACCAGAGGGCCAAGAUGAAGAAGAUCGCCCGCAGGCAGCAGCAACAGCAGCAGCAGCAGCAGGAACAGGAACAGCUGGGCGGGGCCAGGAGGGGGGGAAACCGAGGGGGUCGCCAAAGCAACGACGACAGCGAAGAUGGCUCCAGCAGCCAUGGCAUGGACGGCAUGCUGGGGUACGCUUCUCUGCCCAGACAGCAGCUCCUCACCCUGGACCCCAACAUCUACGGAGGGGAGCCGUUCAGACACGGCCUUACUCCACCUCAGCUGAACAACGAGGGGCUCCAUCCCUAUGACUCCGAGGCGGUGUUCCACGACCUGGACAGCGACGGAAGCCUGGGUCACCUUGGCGACUGUCUCCUGGCCAGCGGGGAGGGCGGCCUCCUGGCGGGGCGAGUGGGGAACCCCAUCGACCGUCUCUACUCCAUGCAAAACUCCUACUUCACCUCGUGACCUUUACAAACUCUCCGCCUCCAACCCCUCACAGAUGCAGCUAGUGGCAGUGUGUCCGUCCACAUGCCUGACGGGAAAGAAAAAAAGAAGAAGACCCGACCAAAGUCAAGGAAAGAUUAGUUGCCAUCAUCCCCUUCCUGGACCACAAUCCCUUGCUGGGACCAGAGACUCUUUUCUUUUGUGGCAUUUAUGUCAUGUGGAAGAGAACAUUGCACUUUCAAAAAGACACGCCAAACAUGCAGAUUCGUAAAAACAACAUAGAUGAUCUUUGAUUAGUGUUUUUGCAGGUAGGGCCUCGUAUAGAGGAUCUUUGACUGGAAUGUUAGGCAGAAAAUUCUUAAAAACAGAAGAGUUCUCCUGUCAUAUAAAAGAUAUUUGAUGAGCGUUAUGGCAGGUUGUGAAAACAACACAGCGCUCCUGUCGUAUAAAGGAUCUUUGACUAGCGUUAUUAGCAGGUCUUUGAAAACAGCAGAGCACGCCUGUCGUCUAAAGAAUCUUUGAUUGGUGUUAUUGGCAGGUUUUUGAAAAUAUAGAGCGCUCCUGUCAUUUAAAGGAUCUUUGAUUAGCGUUAUUGCAGGUUGUAAAAACAACACAGCGCUCCUGUCGUCUAAACUAGGAUCUUUGACUAGCAUUAUGGGCAGGUUUUUGAAAACAGCAGAGCGCUCCUGUCGUUUAAAGGAUCUUUGACUCGCAUUAUUGUCAGGUUUUUGGAAACAGCAGAGCGCUCCUGUCGUCUAAAAAAUCUUUGAUUCGGUUAUUGGCAGGUCUUUGAAAACAGCAGAGCGCUCCUGUCGUUUAAAGGAUCUUCGACUAGCAUUAUUGGCAGGAGGUUCUCAAAAACAGAAGAGCGCUCAUCUCAUAUAGAAUAUCUUUGAUGAGCAUUAUUGGCAGAUUUUUGAAAACAACAGAGCGCUCCUGUCGUUUAAAGGAUCUCCGACUAGCAUUAUUGGCAGGUUUUUGAAAACAGCAGAGCGCUCCUGUCGUCUAAAGGAUCUUUGAUUUGCAUUAUUGUCAGGUUUUUGGAAACAGCAGAGCGCUCCUGUCUAAAAAAUCUUUGAUUCGCGUUAUUGGCAGGUUUUUGAAAACAGCAGAGCGCUCCUGUUGUUUAAAGGAUCUUCGACUAGCAUUAUUGGCAGCAGGUUCGUAAAAACAGAAGAGCGCUCGUCUCAUAUAGAAUAUCUUUGAUGAGCAUUAUUGGCAGGUUUUUAAAAACAGCAGAGCACUCCUGUCGUUUAAAGAAUCUCUGAUGAGCGUUAUUGGCAGGUUUUUGAAAACAGCAGAGCCCUCCUGUUGUUUAAAGCAUCUUUGACUAGCAUUAUUGGCAGGUCUUUCAAAAUAGCAAAGCGCUAGGGUCAUAAAAAGGAUCUUUGAGAGAAAAAAACGUUCCUGAUAUGUAAAGGAUCUUGGACUAGCGCUACUGGCGGUAGAGCACUCCUGUCGUAUAAAGGAUCUUUGACUAGCAUUUUAGGCAGCAGGUUCUUAAAACAGCAGAGCGCUCCUGUCAUUUAAAGAAUCUUUGACUCGACAUAUUGUCAGGUUUUAAAAAAACAGCAGAGCGCUCCUGUUGUUUAAAGGAUCUUUGACUAGACGUAUUGUCAGGUUUUUAAAAACAGCAGACUUGCUCCGGUCGUUAAGGAUCUUGGACUAACGGCAUUGGCAGGCUCUUAAAAACAGCAGGGCACUCCUGUUGUACAGAGGAUCUUUGAGUAGUGUUUUUGCAGUAGGUUCUUAAAAACAGAAGAGCUCUUCUGUCAUUUAAAGGAUCUUGGAUCAGCGUUUUUGCAGUAAGUCUUGAAAAAAACAUCAGAGCGCUCGCUCCUGUCAUUUGGAGGAUCUUCUCUUUCCUUGCUCGGAGUGAAUUCCCCCCACAGAUGCUUUUAUAUGUUUUUUUGUUUGUUUUCGGAUGAAGAGUGAGUAGUAAUGUAGCGGAGGCGAUACUUUAAAAUGAUGGUGAGUACAAUCUUGCUCUCAGGUUUGUACGUUUAUGUUUGCGUUACCUGAGUCUCGAACCAGGAUAGUACACUGGAUACUAAUAAGGCGUAGUCGAAUAUUUAUUUACACAUUUUUGAAGCAGCCGUCCUUUAUGUCUUCAUCUUGGCAGCAUGACUGGAUUAUUCCAGACCAAAAUAAUAAUGUGAUCACCACUACGCUACAGGGUCACUUCUAAGGAGUCUUAUACGGAGACAGGGUUGUACGAGACACUUUCCUUUUUUCUUUUAUAAUUAAAUUCUAAAAAAGCUAAGAAGUAAAAAAAAAAAAAAAAAAAACACAAUAUAAAGCUCCAAAUGUGAAAGUGUUAUAACUAGUCUCUAUCUACCCUCAUGUCUUUCCCUGACAGCUCAAGUUACACAGUGUAGAUAUUUUGUACGUUCUUCCGCCAAAAGUUUGGACACACAAUGCGUUUUCUUUAUUUUCAUGACUAUUUACAUUGUAGAUUGUCACUGAAGGCAUCAAAACUAUGAAUGAACACAUGUGGAGUUAUUUACUUGGCAAAACAAAAAAGGUGAAAUAACUGAAAACAUGUUUUGUAUUCUAGUUUCUUCAAAAUAGCCACCCUUUUGUUAUGUUUGCUGAGGGGAGGUGACGGCAACAGACACCAGGGGCCUGUAAUGUUCAAUAAUGUAUUAUAUUUAUAUAUAUAUAUUCAAUAUAUAUAAUAAUGCUAAACAAUACUAACUAAUAAACUAAGCUAAAGAAAUGGAGUGUGACAAAAUCCAAGAGUGCGUAUGGUGUAAGACUAUGUGUGUAGCUUAGCCGAGGUGUGUGUUACCGAGGGUUGUCGAGAGCGACGGAGCACGGAAGUCCGUGGGGCAGGAAGACGAUCCAGGGGGCGGAAGCGGGGUCGAGAGGCAGGAACGAGUCGUCGUAGCCCGGGGCAUACUUGCCAA